Canariomyces notabilis is the source of this 1498-nucleotide messenger RNA. RefSeq lists its product as uncharacterized. Gene Ontology annotation, cellular component: nucleolus. Gene Ontology annotation, molecular function: DNA binding; histone binding. The record is from RefSeq and is a predicted model, not a curated record. NCBI's taxonomy places the organism in Eukaryota, Fungi, Ascomycota, Sordariomycetes, Sordariales, Chaetomiaceae. The transcript has 2 exons. Bases 353 to 1498 code for a protein of 381 amino acids. Gene Ontology annotation, biological process: transcription by RNA polymerase I; nucleosome assembly.
CUAAAAUUGUUAAGCCCCCUCCAGUAGAUAAAACGGCUGUCGACCACCGUUGACAGGCAGCCCAUCGAUCACGCGAACUCUCUGCUCUUUGACGAACCCACCAGCUGUAUCGCUUCGCACCAGUCUUUUGGCUCAAGAAGCGCCUCUUCAAACCCUCAUUUUGACCGUGAUACGGCAUUGGCUUUCACUGUAUUGAACUAGGCGCAUCGAGAGGCGAAGCGAUAGUGGCAAACCUGUGAGCCGACUUUGGCGCCCUACAUCGAUGACUCCGCGCCGAAACUCGGUGUGAGGUUGGGGAGGGAUCUGUCAAAACCUGAGCUUUACGACUUGGCUCACGGCGCCCGCGGUCAAAAUGCCGAUCCUCGAUUUACUUGCGUCAAUUUCCGGCGAGAAGCCGCCGCCACCGUCGAACCCCGCCCCUCGGCCCAGUGCACCAUUGCCCAAGCGAAAGGCGGAAGACGAGCUUCGCACCGUGGGGGUGAAGGUAGCUCGCGCCCAGCCAGCAGCGGACACCUCUUUACGCCCAAAUGGCCAAUCGUCUAAGCCAUCCCAUCCACCUGGCGAUAAACCUACCGUGAGCUCCAACACCAAGGCCGCUCCGGCGCCACGGCCUGCCGUCAGCAGGCCAGUGCCAACAGAAAAAUCCAACCUUGCCGGAUCUAAACCUCGUACUACGGGGUCCUCGAGCACAAAUGGGGAUAAAUCGUUGCCAUCGCGGCCGGCUGUCAACCGUCCAGCGCCUGGAGAAUCUGCACCGCCAAGAAAGCGGUCGUAUAAAGAGAUUAUGGCUCUGGCAAAGGCGAAUGCGGAGCAGAGGGAGUCACUGGGCAAGAUCAUCCAUAAAUCGAUUGACCGGGGGAUGACUAUGAAGGAACGAAAGGAACUGAAGGCUGGUGAUGCGCGAAAGGCGAAGACGGCGACCCCUGGUCAGAAUGGUUCUACCACGACGCCUUCGCGGGACGCAAGUAGAGCGUUGGGCACACGGAGUAAAUUCCCAUCCGGCCAGAUUCCCGCCAAGAAGACAGAGUCGGUCGUGGAAGAAAAGAAAGUCAAGAAGGCAGCGCUAGCCACGACCGGGUACACGGGUACUGCAAGGCCUCCUCCCGGGGCAUCAGCACCGGCGAAAGGGGGUGCGGUCAGACGUUCUGGCUUGGAGCCUCAGUCUCGCGAAAGGUCUCGAUAUGGCGCGCCGAGUCGGGGCUCUCGGAAUAGAUACGACGAGGAGGACGAUGAUUUGGACGACUUCAUAGAGUACGACGAUGAAGAAGACGAGCCUGGGUACGGAAACCGGUACGGUUACGGAUACGGCUCUCAAGAAGAUGAAUCUGAUAUGGAAGCUGGGCUAUCGGACAUUGAGACCGAAGAGCAGCAGGCCGCCCGGUUAGCCCGGCGUGAGGACCAGGAGCAAGAGGAAUUAGAGAAGCGGCUGAAGCGAGAAAAGGAAGAACGGAAGCGCAGACUGCUCCAGUCGGCAAAAUCGAAGGCUGGCGCCCGCUGA